This is a messenger RNA of Agrilus planipennis (emerald ash borer), 2545 nucleotides long. RefSeq lists its product as uncharacterized. The transcript is spliced from 8 exons. NCBI's taxonomy places the organism in Eukaryota, Metazoa, Arthropoda, Insecta, Coleoptera, Buprestidae. The record is from RefSeq and is a predicted model, not a curated record. The coding region runs from base 506 to 2509 and encodes 667 amino acids.
AUAUGUCGAAAAGCUACCUGCUUUCCUGUUCGUCCAUAUGUUUCUUCUUUUUCUUCUUUUUUUUGCUGUUCUUCACACAGCCUUCUUGCUUUAGCUACUUAUUACUUUACUUAAGUACUGGGUGCCUACCUCUUGAAAGAAACUCCUCACGCGGGCUCAAGUCGAGCAGCUCAACCGCUGCUACUAUUCCUCCUCGCAUUUUAGUCAGUCGUAUGACGUCCUUUGUGGGUUAGCGUGCUGCUUGCUGCUAGUCUGUUCUGGUUUCAUUAACUGAGAAAGUGUUCGAAGAACUUGAUAAUAAAAAUUGUUCUAAUUAUUUUAUUAUAAUAUCACCAGCGCAUGUGAGUGACUUUUUCAAUGUACUCUCGGCUUUUCCGGUAAAAGUGUAACUUUGAUGUUCGUGUGCAAUAGUUAAUUCGUUGGUUUGAAAAAUGUGAGCGGAUUUUUUUGAUGUUCAAGCCGGCAAUGUGGUGGAAUUAAUGGAUUUUUGAAAAAAGAGCAUGCAAUGUGCGUCUGCAAUCGGACAUGGACAGUUUUGCAUGUAAUAUGGAGUGUGAUGUAUGUGUGCUGUGGAGCCGCCCAACUUGUUGCCGGGAUAUUUUUUGUUAUUUCGUUACCAGAACUACAUCUUAGCAGUAACAUAUGGGCGGGGGCCUGGAAUAUAAUAAUUGGAAUAGCUUCUGGAAUGGUAGCAUGUUUCGGAAGAUUAUCUGCACGACGUCAAGAACUUUUGCUUUUUAUGGCAAUAUCAAUACUAAUAGUCAAUGUAGUUAAUGCAGUGCUUAGCGAAUGGAAUUUCUAUUGGACUGAUAUGGUCCAGAUAUUGGAAGACCAUCAGUACAACACGCUUAUUUAUUUCGCGAGCUAUGCUACCCGGAUAGCUGCAGGAGUUGUAAUAGGAAUAUCCUUUUUGGACAGCCAAUUAGCAUUUUGUUCAAUUCAAGUUGCACCUAAGCAGAACACAAGUAAAGCACGCAGAUCUCAAGAACAACUAUCUGACAUAGAGUAUAUCAUUCCUAGGCAAAAACCUCCGUCAUCGACAUCUUUAAAACCUCGAAAUGGAUACAAUGCUUAUGCCCAAAGCUGGGUUUUUGAUGCUGAUGAAGCAGGCUGCUCUAACAUUAUCCAACAUGAUGCUACUGACCCUUCUACGUACCUGAAACCGCCCGAAAAUGGGAUUCCAAAUACUAGUAUUAAGUUACAAAACAAUCUAAAUGAGAUGGGUAACGGCUUCGUCAAACAGAACGGACCAACCCUGUCGACUGAUAAACCCGUCGUUAACGUUGAAGAAGCAUCUGACGGAAGCGGUAAUAAUAGCGAUAGAAAACUUAAUUACAUGAAAAGCUUCUCCAGGUCAACAUCUCCAGCAGUUCUUUCGGCCAGUUCAUCCCAGAUAAGCUUAUGCACAAGUCAGCCCGCCAGCGUCCCCAUUUACGAAUGUUUGGAGAAGUUGACCGAGCCAUCGGUCUACAGAUCAAGACUGAAUACAGCCCUGAGUAACAGGGAUGAAUCCGAGUGCCAUUACCAAGCUCCAAAACCGGUAGCCGCUCUUCGUCGACCCGAAACGCCCCAAGGAGAAAAGGUCCAAUACGCUUCCCUCAUGAAGGAACUCCAAAAAGCCAUAGUGAGCAAGAAAGACAACAACGUGUCUUCGCCUGAGAGCGCCAGUCAAACGAAUUCGAAAAGCAGUACCGAUUGUAAGAACAGCGACGCAGAGUUCUCCAAGGAAUUGGAAGCUGCUCUCCAAUUGAUCCAGGACCUGGAGAGUCCUAACACUAUCGAAACAACGUCGGAACCCAAGUCGUCUGAUAUACGACCGUGGAGGAGUGAAAGUGACAAAACGUUGAACGCUAUAGGAUCCUCUGAAUUGACGUCGCCGAUGACCGAGUUCCAGACUGACCUCACAACGUCCUUCAAGCCUGGUAAGAGUGCUCCUUGUGUUGUUGUUUUGAACAGCGAUUCGCAAAGCACCUCCGGCUAUUCCUCCCCCACGCACAAAGCCAACUGGUCCACCUCAUCCUCUGUCAGUGAGGGCAACAACGAACUGGGCAAGCCCUUGUCCUAUUCUAUACACAACACUAAAUCCACAGCUGUCAUAUCCCUCUACUCCCACGAUACCUUGCAAUCUAGGAGUAAAGCCAUAACUCUAGUUACAAUUAGUGGAGACAACAGACCUCUACAGAGUCCUAGAUCGGGCGAGGAUGAUGAAAAUAACAAUCCAAAGAGUAGGCUGGCUGACGUGGAAUAUUCGAAAUCGAGAAGACCUUCCCUAGGAUCCGCCCACGGAUGGAACGUCAAGUCGAUAUUGCGGAAGAAGAAGCAUAGCUUACCCAGAUUGUGCCCCGAAUUGGAGGGGGCGAUUUUUAAGUCAGAAAGCCUUGCUUAUCUGACAGACAUCGAACUUCUUGAACGCCAUAAGAGAAACAAAGAAAUUGAAAGGGAAAUCGAGCAACGUGUCCAGCAACAAAUAUCUGCUCCAGCAAGGAUUAAUGAUACUUUGAAGUACUGAAUAGGGGAAGAUGAUUGGUGGAUCUUAAAAAAAAAA